Molecule: messenger RNA, 883 nt
Organism: Archocentrus centrarchus (flier cichlid)
Lineage: Eukaryota; Metazoa; Chordata; Actinopteri; Cichliformes; Cichlidae
Gene: znhit3
Product: zinc finger, HIT-type containing 3
Exons: 5
Coding region: 67-651 (194 amino acids)
Biological process (GO): box C/D snoRNP assembly; maturation of LSU-rRNA from tricistronic rRNA transcript (SSU-rRNA, 5.8S rRNA, LSU-rRNA); snoRNA localization
Cellular component (GO): nucleus; pre-snoRNP complex
Molecular function (GO): protein binding
Source: RefSeq, a predicted model, not a curated record
GAGCAUUCCGAUAUUUACCGGUUUGGAUUUUAUUUUGUACUUCACUUCUACCGGAACCUUAGAGUAAUGUCGGCUGCUUUUAUUUCGAAGGAACGACUGUUUACCCGGAAAGCUUUUAUUUUGGUCCGCCCAACGCACACAGAGACACAUGUGUACAGUCAGCUAACAAAUUUACUGUUUUCUCCUUAUAAUUAUUUUCUCCCUGCCAGUAAAAUGCAGCUAUGCAGUGUGUGCAGCGAGCAGACACCAAAAUACAGAUGUCCAGCCUGCAAAAUAAGAUACUGCUCGCUUGGGUGUUACAAGAGGCACAAAGACACCUGCCUUCCUGUUGAGAAGCCUCCACCUCCAAAACCUGAAACUAAGGAUGCUGGGAGCACUGAGCCUUGGAGCGUUGAAGGCCUCCUGCGUGAAGAUGACGUCACUGACAAAGUUCCUCUGCAGAGGCUCCAGAUGUUAGGUCAGUCAAAAGAGCUGAAGGACCUCCUUUGUAACCCCCAUCUGAGACAGUUACUGCACUCUAUAGACAGUGCAGACAGCAAAGAGGAUGCAAUGAAAACAGCCAUGCAGGAGCCGCUGUUUGUUGAAUUCUCUGAUCAGUGCUUGAAAAUUGUAAAGAAUGAAGCAAAAUCCAGUGAAGAUGGUGACUCGUAAAAUCCAACUUGCAUCUUUUUUUUUGUACAUUUUUGUAGGGAAUGGAAUAAGUGUCGUAGGUUUGAACACACGUUAUGCAUGUCGUGUGGUUGCUGCAAUUUGUGUUGACUUCUCAAACUACAGUAUGUAUUUAAUGUUCAAAUAAAAACUGCAACUUUUUCAAACAGUAAUAAUGUCCCGAGUCAGCACUAACAAGACUUCAUAUGCAAAGAGUUCAAGCUGAACAUCUUUA